This is a messenger RNA of Ilyonectria robusta, 828 nucleotides long. Its product is annotated as Alpha/Beta hydrolase protein. NCBI's taxonomy places the organism in Eukaryota, Fungi, Ascomycota, Sordariomycetes, Hypocreales, Nectriaceae. The transcript has 2 exons. The record is from RefSeq and is a predicted model, not a curated record. Gene Ontology annotation, molecular function: hydrolase activity, acting on ester bonds. Bases 1 to 828 code for a protein of 275 amino acids.
AUGGCGCCUACUCUUGAACACGCCCAUCCCCCAAACACGUGCCAGUAUCCGGCGCACACGAAGAGAGGAGACUACCUUAUUCAGGUGGCAUGGCCUCUAUGCUGGGGCGCAGACCGAAUUCCACAAGAAAAUGACGCUGAGGGCGUCUCCACCCUUUGUGGGCAUCGGUACCCUCCCGGGAAAUACGUCUACGACUUCCGCAGAGGACCGGAUCUCACUCCUCCAACUGCAGAUGGAAAAUACGACAUGCCGCUUGACAGGGAUGGAAACCCUCGGACUGAUCUCGCAUUUGGCGAAGCUGACGACUUUCUUGACUUUGUCCAGCACGACGUCAUGACGUACGUUGAGAAGACGCUAUUCCCACACGUCCCUCUUAGUACCAGCCGCAGAGCUCUUUUCGGGCAUUCCUACGGCGGAAUAUUCGCCUUGAACGCACUGUACACCAGGCCGACGCUAUUUGACACCUUUAUUGCCGCAAGUCCCGAUAUUGACUGGAACCUGUCCUCCAUGGUCAGGGAGCAGGAAGCAGCUUUUCGUGGGCGCGAGCACCCGGUCAACCCGCCCCCGGCUCUCGUGCUUACGUGGGGAACCGGCCAGCAAGAUCUGGUAAAGGGGCAAGAUGAGUCUGAUGAAUCAUUUGGGAAAAGGCUCGAGUGUGCCGAGAGUAAGACUAUGAGAGACAGUGCCAACGCCUUGGUGGAACGCUUGAACGCCUGCCCAAGCGUGCGCACCGUAUCAACGUGGGAGUUUGUAGGGGAGGAUCAUGGAAGUGCUGCAGUGACAGGAGUCCAACAUGGAAUCCUAAAGUUCUUGGUUGACAAGAUUUAA